ACGAGAUCAGUGUUAAUAAUAGUAAAAAAUAAUUAUUGAAAAUAAUGAAAAUAAUAUUAUUGAUAUUAUUAUCCGGUUUGAUAUACGCUGUCAAUAGUGUGAGUAUAUACUCCUGGACAGUCACGGGUCGCAAAACUUGCGGUCAAAAUGCCACUCAACAGCAAACACAAGCACUAAUUAAUUGCGAUAAACUUAUGAGACCAGAGAGAAAGCAAUUGUUAGAAAUUUGUUUGAAAGAAGUGAUAAAUAAUGCAAACUAUAAGUUACCAAAUGAUAAACCAAUGAUAUGCACCUAUACUCAAAAUGAACAGGACUUUAAAGUAAUGGACUGUAUGUUCAAUAAAACCGGUAAAAUUUAUGGCAAAAAAUUUAUGGCCAAUAAUGUCGACGAAGAUUUUGAUGCCAUUGAUGCCGUAGAAAAUGAUUUUGAGUGGUGUGUUAUGAAAGCUGUCUCAGUGUAUGGUUUUGAACAUUUAUGUGAUAUGAAACUAAACCAAAAUCAUAUCAAUGCUAUUGAAAAAUGCAACCAAAAUUCUACCGAGUUAUUAAAAGUAUUGAAUGAUUGUCGAUCUGCCGCUAAACUCAAAAUUGAUAACAAGCCGUCCACUUGUGAUUUCUAUGGCAAUAUACAAGUACUAAAUUGUUAUAAUCAAGUAUCAUUAAAAUGGACUGAACAUGAUCAAAAUAAUAAAUGGAAUCAAUAUAUUGAAUGUCUCGACGAUAUUAAAAUAUAAAAUUAAGUUGAAACAAAAAUUUUGCAAUUUUCACAUUUAUAAACUG
Oppia nitens is the source of this 780-nucleotide messenger RNA. RefSeq lists its product as uncharacterized. The transcript has 7 exons. Lineage: Eukaryota; Metazoa; Arthropoda; Arachnida; Sarcoptiformes; Oppiidae. The record is from RefSeq and is a predicted model, not a curated record. Bases 45 to 734 code for a protein of 229 amino acids.